CUCUGUUUUAUUUCCGUAUCCGGGCCUGUCGAAAGCUAAAGGCUUGUUGUGGUUGAGAGACGGCUUGAAUUUGCCACAAAAAUGACUCGAUUCGUAGAUUGCUUUUGGGGUUCUGAUUUUACAAGUACUGCUGGAUUUGAUAAUCUGUGCAAACGCUUGAAAGAUGGAAAGCAAACUUGUCAGGAUUUUGAAGAGUUCAUGAAGCAGAGAGCUGAUGUUGAGGAAAAAUAUGGAAAAAGUUUGGUAAGACUUGCUAGGAUGGCUGAAGGAAAAGACGAGAUAGGAUCUUUGAAAAGCUCUUGGGAUUGCCUGCGGCAGGAGACAGAAAAUGUUGGCAAGCUGCAUUUACAACUUGCUCAGCAGUUGCUAGAUGAUUUGGACAAGGCAAUGAGAGAAUUUAGAGAAACACAGAAGAAUAAGCGAAAACAGGUCGAAGAGAAUGUAAAAAGAGCACAAAGAACGAAGAAGACRCACUAUGACAACACUAUAAAGUUUAAAAGGUCCUAUGAGCAAAAGUGUAAAGACCAUGAUGCAGCUGAUGAAGCWCUCAAAKGAUCUGUGUCCWUAGCAAGUAAAGAUGAGGAAAAGUUUCGAUCUAGAUUGGGCAGAGCGAAYACUGCAGUAGAACAAGCAGAUACUGCGUACCAGAAUUCAGUUCGUUCUUUAGAAGAAGCCAGGAUAUCCUGGGAACACGAGAUGGGUAUUUGUUGCAAUAUUUUCCAGGAAUUAGAAGAGGAACGAAUCGCAUACCUUCGCAACGAAAUGUGGGUGUAUGCUAAUCUUGGUUCCAUAACAUGCGUAAAAGAAGACGAGGUGUACGAAGAGAUUCGGAAAUCUCUGGAACAUUGCGACGUCGAUACGGACAUACAGCUGUUCGUUAGCACGAAACGCACAGGAUCAGAGAGACCAGCGCCRAUAGAAUAUGAGAACUAUUAUAUGACGCAGUCUACACAAAAGACCACUGGUGUUAAUACUAUAUCACGUGAUGCCAGCAAGAUGCAGCGUAGACCGCCAGCCGCUUUACCCAGCAUCCCGUCACCAGAAGGAGAAGAUUCACUGGACGUAUAUUCRACGGUCAGUAAUUUCCGUCCGAACACUGGGUUCCAGAAGCCCCAGGGUCCAGCUCGGCAAAAGGAAAAGACAUGCACGGCAUUGUUUGAUUACGAGGCACAGGGAGACCAYGAGCUGACAUUUAAAGCAAAUGACGUCAUUAAGGUUCUCUAUAGAGAGGGAGAUGUCUGGUGCUGUGGGGAAUUAAGAGAUAAGAAGGGUAUGUUCCCUUUUAAUUUCGUUAAGAUGAAUAAUUAACUURUGAAUGCAAAAGAAUUUAUCGCUACAAAAACCGUUAGAAAAUCUAGUAUUUUUGCAUCACAACGACUUUCAAACGCGAAUAAAUACACAAAAAAAAAA
This is a messenger RNA of Exaiptasia diaphana, 1410 nucleotides long. Its product is annotated as proline-serine-threonine phosphatase-interacting protein 2. The transcript is spliced from 13 exons. Lineage: Eukaryota; Metazoa; Cnidaria; Anthozoa; Actiniaria; Aiptasiidae. The record is from RefSeq and is a predicted model, not a curated record. Gene Ontology annotation, biological process: actin filament polymerization. The coding region runs from base 82 to 1308 and encodes 408 amino acids. Gene Ontology annotation, molecular function: actin filament binding. Gene Ontology annotation, cellular component: cytoplasm; plasma membrane; actin filament.